AUGAUGUGUGAAGAAGGGGCGUUUUGUCGGCUAUUGGAAUUAAUACAAUCGCUAAGGGGCAAUGACCAUUCUGGCAGUGGUGUCGAAGCUAGCCUGCACCGGUUGCUAAUGGAUCUCUUGUAUGAGAUGUCAAGGAUACAGAGGGUUAAGAUAGAAGACCUAGUGGUUAUUGGUUACCGGGUUGCUUUGCUGUCCGGUACCUGGGAGAAGCAUGUUGUGAUCAUAUACUUACAUCUUCCCCUCAUAGUGACCGUGGAUGAUGGAUUCAUAAAAUAUCUUCUACAAAUAAUCGAAGGGCCCCCAGAGGAUCCUAAUGACCCGUAUCAUUAUCCUGUGAUUCGUGUUUUGCUAGUUCUCAAUGAGCAGUUCAUGGUAUCAAGUCAUGACCCAACCAGGGACCUGACUACAACUAUGCCAUUAACGAACAAAGUAAUGAAAGUUCUAUCUAUGCAUGGCAGUCUUUAUAAAACUUUUGGAGAAAACAUCAUUCUUCUCCUUAACCGUGAAGACGAAACUUCUUUACAGCUUCUCACCCUCAAAAUUCUAUACCUGCUAUUUACGACGCCCUCCACUUAUGAAUAUUUUUAUACUAAUGAUCUUCGUGUUCUUGUCGAUAUUCUUAUUCGUAACCUUUAUGACCUCCCUGAAGAUGCAAUGCCCCUCCGCCAUACAUAUCUCAGAGUUUUAUACCCACUUCUUGCUCAUACUCAACUGAAGUAUCCUCCGCAUGAUAGACGGGAGGAGCUUAGAAAGCUCUUCACAACUCUAAUUAGGGGUCAGUGGUCUGAUACAGAUGCUGGUGACGAUAGCGAAAGAAUUCUUCAUUUCAACGAAGUGGACGAUACCACAAAAAGGCUUGUCUUGCGGUGUAGCCAGGUUGACUGGAUAUGCGAAGGAACUAAUUGGUUCACGAAAGAGCUGUCCGAACCAGCAUCGAUUGAGACUUCGAGGACGAACGGCCAUGCCAAUACAGAUUCAUUAGGAAGCGUGGAAGUUCCUAGCAUUGGUUCACCAAUUUCACCUCAGACAAGUCUGGAUGAGAAUCUUCACGGACAUGAUGCCUCGUCAUCACCGAACCAACACCCGGCUGCUGUGUCAACGGCCCUUGGACUUGACUCAGCACGCUCUUCUUCUCAUAGCAUUGCAAAGGUAGCUUCUCACAAAGAGAAACCGGGCGUCGUUAUACCGAGUAAAGGAGUGACCGUGGUGAAACAAAAGCCAGAACCUCCAGUGGCACGCCGUUCCAGAGCGCGUCGAAGAGCCGAAUCAAAGGAGGCAGGUGAGAGGGCAAGUUCAAGCCAUGGAUAUCGAGGAUCCUCGGAAUCAAGGAUUUCGAAAUUCCAUCUGGCAGAACCAGAGGAUACAGUAGAAAACCCUACCUCCGCCUCCUCUCCUGUUCGUAAAAUUGAAGACAAUACUGCAUGCUCGAGCCCGAAGGAACCUGUGGUUCAAUCGCCUGAUUCGAUCACGUCCACGUCACACUGCUUCCCUCCAUCUUCUGCCUCUCAUAAAAUUCAUAUUCACCACCCUAGCACGCCUCCGGCAGUUCCUCCUCCUCGCAGAUCUUCACAUUCGGUACCUCCAACUCAUCCUGCCAAAUCUCAUCACCAUCACCACGUCAGACAACAACACUCGGCUACCCGUCCUCCGCCUCCGCCUCCACAUAAUCCACAUAAUUGUCCGUCUAACAAGCCAGCUCAGAAGCCAGAACCCCCGAGAACCAGGCGGUGGCGUGCCCAUCAACAGCAUCAGAAACAUCAAGAUACCAAUGGCCAUGUCAAUACUACGCCUGAUACCCAAAACUGCAGUGCAUCACCAACCGAAGCCAGCCACAACCCAACUUCAUCACAGCCUCAAACACCGCGCACAAAUGGCAGUACAGAUAUUCCUGCUACUCCAACCAUAACAGUGGAGAUGGUUGAGAACGAACUUCCAGAGCAAAUGGAGAACGCUCAUAUUACCUAG
Messenger RNA from Trichophyton benhamiae CBS 112371, 1965 nucleotides. RefSeq lists its product as uncharacterized. Bases 1 to 1965 code for a protein of 654 amino acids. Gene Ontology annotation, biological process: actin cortical patch assembly; endocytosis; actin cortical patch localization. The transcript is spliced from 4 exons. Lineage: Eukaryota; Fungi; Ascomycota; Eurotiomycetes; Onygenales; Arthrodermataceae. Gene Ontology annotation, molecular function: Arp2/3 complex binding. Gene Ontology annotation, cellular component: actin cortical patch. The record is from RefSeq and is a predicted model, not a curated record.